Molecule: messenger RNA, 948 nt
Organism: Belonocnema kinseyi
Lineage: Eukaryota; Metazoa; Arthropoda; Insecta; Hymenoptera; Cynipidae
Exons: 1
Coding region: 1-948 (315 amino acids)
Source: RefSeq, a predicted model, not a curated record
AUGGAAGUAGUUCCAUUUACAAAGUUGCUAUCUCCAGAAGAACACGCGUGUGAAACUCAUUUUACGACUCACACGCAGCGUAACUCUGAAGGUCGAUAUGUCGUUCGAUUGCCUUUUAUUGAAAAGAAAGGAAGCUUAGGAGAUUCGCGUCCUAUAGCUCUUCGCCGCUUUAAUACCUUAGAAAAUCGUUUUGAUAAAAAUCCCAAAUUAAAGGAGAAUUAUUGUACGUUUCUAAAUGAAUAUAAUGAUCUAAACUACAUGUCGUUGAUAAAAAACCAAAAUCUCGCCAUGCCCGGAUUUUAUCUUCCGCAUCAUGCUGUGAUAAAAGAGGACAGUACAACCACGAAAAUUCGCGUGGUGUUCGAUGGCUCGGUAAAAACGUCAUUGGGCGUUUUGUUUAAUGAUUCUUUAAUGGUCGGACCUACAAUUCAGGCCGAUAUUUUUAUAUUGUUGACUCGAUUUCGAUAUCAUGCCUAUGCUCUUACCGCGGACAUUGAGAAAAUGUACCGGCAGGUGUUAGUGCAUCCAGACGAUGCAGUAUGUCAAAAGAUAUUAUUUCGAGAAGAUCCAAAUGAUAUCUUGAAAGAAUGUUCUUUAGACACCGUCACAAAAGGUACUUCUUGCGCUCCUUUUCUCGCCAUUCGGGCCCUAAGUCAAUUAUCUGAGGAUAAAGGGGUUAAACAUCCUAUCGCAGCAAACGUGCUGAAGAAGGACUUUUACGUCGAUGACCUAUUGACCGGUGCGAAAACGCACGCCGAAGCCAAAUUCCUUCGCGAUGACAUAACUGCAUUCUUGCAGAAGGGCGGUUUCCCUCUUAGAAAAUGGGCCUCCAAUGACCCUUCAUUAGUGCCUGAAAAUUCAGACAAUUUUACUAGUACACAUAUGUCGCUCGAUCCAAAUGCAAACAUUAAGACACUAGAAAUUCAUUGGAAUUCCUUUCGAGAUUAG